AUGGCGCCUUACAAGAGCCUCGCAGUCAACGCGAGCGACGCGGAGCUGGGAGGAGCGUAUCCAGAGAAGACCCGUUCGGCUGGGCAGCGGGGGAUGUUGAGGAGGAUGGGCGCAGAGCGGUGGAGGGCCAUGGCCAUGCCUGUACUCGGAUCUCUGCUCGUGCUCGUCCUGCUCUGGCAAUGGACCCAUCCAGCAGACGCGACAGUCAGGAGGGACUCAUUUGGACCGCCGUCGGUGUUGAGGGUCGUGCGGGAGGCUGGAGUCGUGCCGAACGCCUCGACGCUCCUCACGUCCGAAGCGCCCGCAAGAUCGUACUUCGACGCUCUGCGACCCGACUUGCGCUAUCUCACCCUGGACUCGUGGAGCGGCUGGAGUGGGCAGGUCUUGACGGCGUUCAGCCUGCUUUAUCUCGCGCAUCUCACGCAGCGAGUCGCCAUCAUCCCCAGCUUCCGCGACAACGACCACUACGGCGAUUCGAUGAUCACGCUCGACCUCCUCCUCGACAUGGACAAGUUCCGACAAGAGCGCGGUGCCCUCUUCGUCAAUUGGGACGACGUCAAGCCUCUCGACCGUGUACAUGCUAUCACUAAGCGGGACGAGAUCGGCUGCUACAUGGGAAACAACCCCUUCGAGGGAGGCCGCUCUUUCGACGAGCACAAUCUCGAACAAACGAUCUGGCGCGUCCCUCGCGCGAACGGCUGGUUCGGGAACGCCGUCGAGUCCUUCGUCCUCUGGGACUUUGACGCGGAGAAGCGGAUCAACGACACGCGCGUCUUUGGACAGAAGGAAAAGCGCAAGGUGCCUGCCAAUAUGCUCGACUCGCAGUUGCUUUGCUACAGCAAUCUGUGGGACUUGUCUCAUGCUGGAGCGAUGGCGACUGGUUGGUCGUGGUCGAACUCGUUCAAGGGUCAUCAGGAGUUGGACGGCGAGCAAGAGAUGAUGCUCGCUCCUGAAGCGCGAGGCACUCAUCCUGAAUGGUGGGCGAUUGGGCAGUACAUCGAUUUCAAGGAAGAAGUCUGGGAGAUCGCCAAGUCCUGCGUCCGAAGAACGCUCGACCUCGCCUACAUCCCGCAACACCUCAUCACCGUCCACCUGCGCCGAGGCGACUUCAAGACUUGGUGUUCUUCGGGCGAGAACUGCACGCCUGCGAUUGACGGAUACGUCGAGCUUGUCGACCCGCUCUUGGCGGAGUCGCCUUCCGACACGCGCGUCCUCGUCACGACCGACGAGCAAGACGACGGCGACUUCCUCGGCAGCAUCGACUCACUCGGCUGGUACCGCAUCGACCACCGCGCGCUGAACACGACCGCCGUCCUCGAGGAGAAAUACGGCGACGCUUGGCGCUGGGCAGACGCAGCCGUCGAUCAGGCCAUCCUCUCUUUGGGCAUGCACUUUGUCGGCACGUCCGGAAGCCAGGUCAGCUUGUUGUCCGAGUUGCGGGUCGCGGCCUGGAACGGCGGCAAGACGAGGCUCGUUGAACGCCCGCAGUGA
Rhodotorula toruloides NP11 is the source of this 1491-nucleotide messenger RNA. Its product is annotated as GDP-fucose protein O-fucosyltransferase. The transcript has 8 exons. Lineage: Eukaryota; Fungi; Basidiomycota; Microbotryomycetes; Sporidiobolales; Sporidiobolaceae. The coding region runs from base 1 to 1491 and encodes 496 amino acids. The record is from RefSeq and is a predicted model, not a curated record.